Uranotaenia lowii is the source of this 4173-nucleotide messenger RNA. RefSeq lists its product as uncharacterized. Gene Ontology annotation, molecular function: nucleic acid binding. NCBI's taxonomy places the organism in Eukaryota, Metazoa, Arthropoda, Insecta, Diptera, Culicidae. Gene Ontology annotation, biological process: DNA integration. Bases 1 to 4173 code for a protein of 1390 amino acids. The transcript is spliced from 5 exons. The record is from RefSeq and is a predicted model, not a curated record.
AUGAAAAAAGAGACUUACAAAGCAACCACGUGGUCCUUGGAAGAAGAUGGCGACCAAGUUGAGUCUUUGCUGCUGAUGACGCUCUUGAACGCAAACGACCGAUCCACCGAGACGUCCUGUAUCCUGCUACCCACGGCAAACAGCACCGGAACCAACGGUAACAGCUCCCACGUUAUCCACACUCGGGUUUGUCGGGGGAACAAUCAACACUUCCCCGAUGGCGACAACACUCGCACCGAUGAUGAUGGCCAGAUAAAACUCACGCCAAUUUCAAUUUCGUGUCUCUGGAAUUCGGCAAACGAUUUGUUUUUCAAUAACGACGAGGGAUUCGUACAUGGCGUCCGAAGAGAGAUUUGUACGGUGUUGGUUCCGGAUCGGGAUAAGGCUUCGGUUCAGUUGCGCGUGCUGGUUGUGGUUCGGCGAUCGGUGCUGAUCGUUCAGUCCCAUUUCGGCAUAGGCUACAAUUUGAGGCAUUUGCGAAGCGGCGGCUUUGCGCGCAUCCUGCCCAUUCAUCUUCGAGGAAUUCCGGUGGAUGGUUACGAGAAUGCCAGUCCGCAACUUCUCAUAGGAGUUGACAAUCUACGUUUGGUGGUUCCGCUCAAGGCGCGAGAGGGCGAAGUAGGAGAUCCAACUGCGGUACGCACCCGCCUGGGCUGGUGUGUGUACGGUGGCAAGCGCGACGAGUCAACGCCAACAUUCAGUUAUCACAUUUGUGACUGUCAACAUGAUUCAUCUUUAGACGAGGCAGUGAAGACUUAUCUGACGCUCGACGAAGUUGGAUCGAAAGUGUUCACGCCAGUGCUGAGUGACGAAGACACUCGAGCAACGAAAAUUAUGGAGGAGACUACAAAAAGAGUGGGCGAUCGUUAUGAGUCCGGCCUGCUUUGGAAGUACGACUUCGUAGAGUUUCCAGACAGCUAUCCAAUGUGUCUGAGAAGACUCCAAUGUCUCGAAAGAAGAAUGGGAAAAGAACCGGCGAUGCGGGACAACAUAGUGCGUCAGAUCGAGGAAUAUCAGCAGAAAGGCUACUGCCAUCGAGCGACUCCGGAUGAGCUGCAACAGGCUGACCCCCGACGCACAUGGUACCUCCCCCUCGGCGCGGUCACCAAUCCCAAGAAACCCGGUAAGGUGCGGCUCAUCUGGGACGCUGCAGCCAAAGUCGACGGGGAGUCCUUAAACGCGAUGCUAUUGAAAGGGCCCGACCAGUUGACAUCUUUGCCUGCUGUAUUAUUUCGGUUCCGCCAGUAUCCGGUGGCAGUUUGUGGAGCCAUCCGGGAGAUGUACCACCAGAUCCUGAUUCGUGAAGCUGAUCGAAGCGCUCAAAGGUUCCUGUGGCGGUCGGAUCCGAACCAGCAGCCAGAAGUUUUCGUCAUGGACGUGGCAACGUUUGGGUCGACCAGUUCACCAGCGACGGCCCAAUACGUUAAGAAUAUCAACGCCCGCCUGUUCGCCGAUAAGUAUCCUGCAGCCGUCGAAGAAGCAAUCAGUGGUCAUUAUGUUGAUGACUAUGUGACCAGUUUUCGGAGCGUGGCUGAGGCCAAAGAAGUUACGUCCCAGGUGAGGGCGAUACAUCAACACGGUGGUUUCGAACUUCGUCAGUUCUGUUCGAACAGCGACGAGGUCAUGCAGUUUCUUGGAGAGGUCAAGGCACAUCCAGUGAAGAACAUGUGCCCAACUAAGGGAGAAAACUCCGAACGUGUGCUUGGUAUUUUGUGGGAUACGGAACACGAUGAGCUGCGGUUCCCAACGAAGAUGCGGGAAGACAUGGUGAAGUUAAUCACUACACAGGAGAAACCAACGAAGCGACAGAUACUCCGGUGUGUGAUGACGAUGUUCGAUCCACUGGGUCUUCUAGCACCGUAUCUGAUCUUUGGCAAGAUCAUUAUCCAGGAAGCCUGGCGCAAAGAGCUCGGCUGGGACGAACCGGUGGACGAUGAAACGCACCAACAGUGGCUGAAAUGGGUCCAAAUGCUUGAACACAUCAACGAUAUCGGCAUUCAGCGAUGCUAUUUCCGAGAGGCGAUCAACGAAGUCGAAGUUCACACAUUUGUGGACGCCAGUGAGAUUGCAUAUUCCUGUGUGACGUAUUUUCGCUCAACGAACGCUGCCGGAGAAGUAAAGGUUGCGCUGGUAGGCGCGAAGUCCAAAGUUGCACCCCUGAAGGCGUGGUCGAUACCGCGCUUAGAGCUACAAGCGUGUGUGUUGGGUGCACGUCAUAUGCGAAGUGUCAUCGAGGGACAUUCGUUGCAGAUCAAGAAGCGAGUGUUGUGGUCCGAUUCCGGAACAGCGCUGAGCUGGAUCAACGGAGAUCCCCGAAAGUUUAAUAGAUUUGUAUCGUUCCGAAUCUGCGAGAUCUUGGAGCUAACCACUCGGAAGGAGUGGAGAUGGGUUCCAUCGAAGAACAAUCCAGCGGAUGAGGCUACGAAGUACGGUUCCGGGCCUUAUUUUGCCAAAACGAGUUGCUGGUUCGACGGGCCAAGUUUUUUGGUGCAUCCUGAAGCAGUAUGGCCAGUGUGGAAAGCUUCACCAACUACCGAAGAAGAACUGAGGCCAUGUUACUCCCACAAAGAAGUUCCGCUUCCAGAGCCCGUAAUAGCUUAUCGUGAGUUUUCUCGAUGGUGCCGAAUCUUGAGAGUUACAGCCUUUAUGCACCGCUACAUUAAUAACUUGAAGCUGGCUGAAGAACGGCGAAAUUUUGGCUGUCUAUCCAAAGCAGAACUCCAAAAGGGAGAACAAAUAUUGUUCCGAUUGGCGCAGAGUGAGAGCUUUCCCGACGAACUCAUCACUCUCAAACAAAACCUACGUUGCCCUAAAAAAGAUCGCAAAGCCCUGGAGAAGUCAAGUCAACUCUAUCGUCUUUCGCCAAUGUUAGACGACUAUGGAAUUCUUAGGGUCGACGGAAGGAUCGGAUUAGCACGGAACGUGUCGGCGGACGUCAAGUUUCCGGUUAUACUGCCGAAACGGCAUCACUUGACCUACCUGUACAUCGACGAACUUCACCGGAAAUACAACCACGGCAACAACGAGACGGUGGUGAACGAGGCGCGACAACGCGUGCAGAUCCCAGCGCUGCGCUCAUUGGUGAAGAACGUCGCAAAAAAUUGUCAGUGGUGUAAAAUUUACAAGACGAGGCCAAUUGUACCGAGGAUGGCGCCGCUACCAGCAGCUAGAUUGUCGCCACAGUUUCGCCCGUUUACCUUUGUCGGGCUAGACUACUUUGGUCCAGUGGUAGUCAAGAUCGGAAGGAGCAGUGUCAAGAGGUGGGUGGCCUUGUUCACUUGCCUCACCAUACGUGCUGUCCAUUUGGAGAUUGUCUUUUCUCUAUCAACUGAAUCCUGCGUUGCCGCUGUUCGUCGCUUCAUCAGCCGCCGAGGGUCGCCUUCAGAAAUCCACAGCGACAACGGAACGAACUUCCAGGGGGCUGAAAGAGUACUCCGUGAGCAGAUCAACGCCGGUCUAGAGGCCACCUUUACCAACCAGAAUACUUCUUGGCACUUCAUCCCACCUGCCGCUCCACACAUGGAAGGUGCCUGGGAGCGGAUGGUGAGGUCGGUGAAGGCUGCGCUUGCUGAAGCAUACUACGAGCGACUUGAUGACGAGAAGCUGCACACACUACUGGUCGAAGCCGAGUCGAUCGUAAAUAGUCGCCCCUUAACCUACUUGCCGUUGGAUGCAGCUGAGAGUGAAGCCCUGACACCCAACCACUUCCUGCUAGGGAGUUCCGACGGUGUCCGCCAGCCGCCUACCGAAGAUGUGUGUGACAACAAGUUGCUGGGGAAUUCCUGGAAUUUACUGCAGAGACAGCUGAAUACUUUUUGGAAGCGCUGGACGAACGAGUAUUUGCCGACACUGACGAGGCGAACGAAAUGGUUUGACGAGGUGAAGCCCGUUGAACCAGGCGAGUUGGUUGUGUUGGUGGAGGAUCGUAGGCGGAACGGAUGGAAAAGAGGGCGUGUCCUGAAGGUGAUUACGAAUCCAGACUGCAGGUGUCGUCAGGCGAUUGUGCAGACGAGUGAUGGGACGUUUCGUCGGCCGCUAUCGCGCCUGGCUGUGUUGGAGGUACAAGAUCGUGGAACGCGGACCCCAGCCGGAUUCCACCGGGGGGAGGAUGUUGCCACAAGGGCAAUUAGACCGGGAGCUGACGACACUCCAGCGUGUGACAGUUCUCGAUGA